Molecule: messenger RNA, 546 nt
Organism: Sclerotinia sclerotiorum 1980 UF-70
Lineage: Eukaryota; Fungi; Ascomycota; Leotiomycetes; Helotiales; Sclerotiniaceae
Exons: 2
Coding region: 1-546 (181 amino acids)
Source: RefSeq, a predicted model, not a curated record
AUGAUUGACUCCCCCAAACGCUCACACGUCUUUACAAUAUCUGCCUGGACCGCCUCUUUGAAAGGAAGUGAAGAUAUCGUACCUGGUGAAGGAAGAGAUGGAGUAGAUAUUGUAUCAGAUAAAGAGAUAGAAAGUGAAGAUAUUGUAUCAAAUGAAGGAAGAGGGGAAGUAGGUGUUAUAUCAAAUAAAGGUAAAGAAAGUGAAGAUAUUGUAUUUGGUGAAGGAAGAGGUGAAGUAGGUGUUGUAUCAAAUAAAGGUAAAGAAAGUGAAGAUAUUGUAUUUGGUGAAGGAAGAGGUGAAGUAGGUGUUGUAUCAAAUAAAGGUAAAGAAAGUGAGGAUAUUGUAUCUGGUGAAGAUAAUGAAGAUGUUGUAUCAAAUAAAGGUAAAGAAAGUGAGGAUAUUGUAUCUGGUGAAGAUAAUGAAGAUGUUGUAUUUGGUGAAGGAAGAGGUGAAGUAGGUGUUGUAUCAAAUAAAGGUAAAGAAAGUGAGGAUAUUGUAUCCGGUGAAGAUAAUGAAGAUUUUCUAUCAAUGUCAAAAGCCCUGUGA